Messenger RNA from Schistocerca serialis cubense, 1716 nucleotides. RefSeq names its product 5-methylcytosine rRNA methyltransferase NSUN4. Gene Ontology annotation, molecular function: methyltransferase activity. The coding region runs from base 96 to 1568 and encodes 490 amino acids. Gene Ontology annotation, biological process: RNA methylation. The transcript has 8 exons. The record is from RefSeq and is a predicted model, not a curated record. NCBI's taxonomy places the organism in Eukaryota, Metazoa, Arthropoda, Insecta, Orthoptera, Acrididae.
CGAUAUUUGUUUGUUUUUCUUUUAUUAACAACAAAACAGGUCGUCUGCUACAAAUCAGGAAAACAUUUUUAAAACGUGACAGUUAUUUUACCACUAUGGCUGUGAAUUUCAAUGUUAUGUUUUGUCGGCAUCCGCGCCGGGUGUCAGAUUUUUUGAGGUUUCAAAGAAGAUUCAAACAUAAGAAUACUCACUGGUCUGUCAUUGCAAAGAGGAAAUCACCGAAAGAUAAAGCAUUAGAACAUUUUGAUGAUUUUUACAAGUCUAUUUAUGGGAAACAAUGGCCAUCAAUUCGGAUUGGUCUGUUGUCUCCUCACAAAUAUUGUGCAGUCAUUAACAACUUUGGAGAUACUGAAACAACUGUGGAAGACCUACAGAAUCAAGGAGCAAUAAACAUAAGAAGACUGUUUGAAAUUGAGGCUGAAAGAAUUAAAGCAAAAAAAUCUGAAACCACAAAACGGAGGCGGUUGGAAAGAGUUUUUGAAAUGGAUAGGAAGAUGGAAAAGGAUAUAUCUUCAAAACAAGAACAGUUGGCAUCAUCAAACCAAGUGGGAGAUCAUACUGGAGCUAAAAAUGCAGACUCAGCUUAUGACAAAGAACGGCACCAAAUUGAUAAUCUACGCAUUAUUGAUCCCUCAAUUGGACUGUCAGCUGGUGCGCUCCAGGAAUUUGUCCCUGCUACCCAACUGAAGGGACUGGAUGACUAUGUUCCUGAAUCGCAACAUUACAAUUACUAUAAGGAUGCUUCUGACUUUCCAGUUGUGAUUAAAAGUGAAGAAUCUCUCAAUUUUCCUAAAUACUUGAAUGUAUUCACUUUUGAAAGAGGAAAUGUAAUGCCAUUUCCAGAACCAAAAACUGGAUCAACUGGAGUUUUAAACUACUUUUUGCUUAAUGGGUCAUCCCUGCUGCCCAUUUUGGCACUUGGUGUGGAGCCUGGUGAUGCAGUGCUGGACAUGUGUGCAGCACCGGGUGGGAAGUCUUACAUGAUACUGCAGACGCUUCAUCCUAAGUAUCUCGUUUGUAAUGAUAUUCAGCACUCAAGAGUCAGAAGAAUUAAGUCAAUGUUCAAACAGUAUCUAUAUGACUUUGAGAAAUGGGAAAAACAAAUCAUAAUUACUGAAGGUGAUGGAAGUGCAAUUGGUGAAGAAGACUUGUAUGACAAAAUUUUGGUUGAUGUCCCUUGCACAACUGACAGACAUAGUGUUACUGAGAAUGACAACAAUAUAUUUAAACCAACAAGAGUGAAGGAACGACUCCGGCUUCCUGAGCUCCAAGCAAAGCUUUUAAGCAAUGCCUUGAGAAUGGUGAGAGUUGGUGGGUCUGUGGUUUAUGCAACAUGCAGCUUGUCUCCAAUCCAGAAUGAUGGUGUUGUACACAUGGCUUUGAGAAAGAUCUGGGAAGAGACCAAAGUGCAGGUGGAAAUCAGAGAUCUGACGUCAGCCCUGGAUUCUGCUAGAAGCAUUUUCCGUUUCAGCCACAGAAAUGGUUCGCGUUAUGGUCAUCUUGUUCUGCCAUUCCUACCAUCUAACUUUGGGCCACUGUAUUUCUGCAAAUUCAUGAGGACUGCAUGAAGCAUAAUAAUUAGCUGUGAAUAUUUUGUUAACAAAUAUUGUUUAUUAUUGCAAAGUGUUAUUUGCACAUACACAUCACUUGUACACAUUUCCACAAUAUUAAAUACAAUGUAACUUUAAAUAAAAUUAUCACAAAAUAGGAAUAAAG